ACGGAAAUGGGGUUGCGCGAGCGCCGGGGAAAACGAAAGGCAAACAUGGCGGCGUGCGUGAUGAUGGUGAUGUUAAGAGCAGCGGGACUUGUCCACAGAAAAGCACCCCACGUCGUCAAAGUCACCCGGCCCGGGCACUUCAGGUUCGGCUUACGGCGGGCCGACGCACCGGGGCCGGGCGGCUUCCGCUCGGUUCGCGUGUACAACAGCGGACCUCGUCGCUGGACGCGCGUGACCGGCUUCCGUUCCGGCCUCUUCGGGUCCGGGUCGUCGCCCUGCCACCCAAGAGCCUUUGGGAACCGGGCGAGCGGCGCGGGAUUUACCGGGGAGGACGGCGCGGAGAGCGGCGGUGGCGGCGACUCGAGCGGCGAGGAGUCCGGCGGCGGCGGCGGCGGCGAGGACGGAGGAGCGGCGUACGCCGGAGCUCAGAUGACUGCACUGACCCCCAUGACGGUGCCGGAGGUUUUCCCCAAUGUGCCGCUGAUAGCCGUGAACAGGAACCCCGUGUUCCCCCGAUUCAUCAAGAUCAUCGAGGUGAAAAACAAAAGCCUGAUGGAGCUGCUGAGGAGGAAGGUUCGACUGGCACAGCCCUAUGCCGGAGUUUUCCUCAAGAGAGACGACAAUGACGAGUCAGACGUGGUGGAAUCCCUCGAUGCCAUCUACACUACAGGGACUUUUGUACAGAUCCACGAGAUGCAGGACCUCGGGGACAAGUUGAGGAUGAUCGUCAUGGGCCACCGCAGAGUCCGCAUCACCGGGCGUCUGGAGGUGGAGCCGGAGGAGGAGGAGGAGGAGGGGGAUCAAGAGGCGGGGUCACCCGAGUCGCAGGGCAAAGCCGCGUCGGGACGCAAGGCCAGGCGCGGCCGGCGGGAGGAGCAGACGGAGGACAAAAUCGCCCAAGCCGACCUGAUGCCCGAACUGCGGCCCCUGCCCUCGUCCGGCGUCCUCAUGGUGGAGGUGGACAACGUCCUCCACGAGCACUUCACCGUCACCGAGGAAGUCAAGGCGCUGACAGCCGAGAUUGUCAAGACCAUCCGUGACAUCAUCGCGCUCAACCCCCUCUACAGGGAGUCUGUUCUGCAGAUGAUGCAGGCGGGCCAGCGCGUGGUGGACAACCCCAUCUACCUGAGCGACAUGGGCGCCGCGCUCACGGGGGCCGAGUCGCACGAGCUGCAGGACGUCCUGGAGGAAACCAAGAUCCCCAAGCGUCUCUACAAGGCUCUGUCGCUGCUCAAGAAGGAGUUUGAGCUCAGCAAGUUGCAGCAGCGUCUGGGCCGAGAGGUGGAGGAGAAGAUCAAGCAGACGCACAGGAAGUACCUGUUACAGGAGCAACUCAAGAUUAUCAAGAAGGAGCUGGGUCUGGAGAAGGAGGACAAGGAAGCCAUCGAGGAGAAAUUUCGCGAGCGCCUGAAGGACAGGACCGUCCCUCAGCACAUCAUGGACGUCAUCAACGAGGAACUCACCAAGAUGGCGCUGCUCGACAACCACUCCUCCGAGUUCAAUGUGACCCGAAAUUACCUGGACUGGCUCACCAGCAUGCCCUGGGGCACCAACAGUGAGGAGAACCUGGCGUUGGACAGAGCCAAGGAGGUUCUGGAGGAAGAUCAUUAUGGGAUGGACGAUGUGAAAAAGCGCAUAUUGGAGUUCAUUGCGGUCAGUCAGCUGCGAGGGUCCACGCAGGGCAAGAUCCUGUGCUUCUACGGCCCUCCGGGGGUGGGCAAGACGUCCAUCGCCCGCUCCAUUGCCCGCGCCCUCAACCGCGAGUACUUCAGGUUCAGCGUGGGCGGCAUGACGGACGUGGCCGAAAUCAAAGGACACAGGAGAACCUACGUGGGUGCCAUGCCUGGGAAGAUCAUCCAGUGCCUCAAGAAAACCAAAACGGAGAACCCCCUGGUUCUGAUAGAUGAGGUUGAUAAGAUGGGCCGCGGGUAUCAGGGCGACCCCUCCUCGGCUCUGCUGGAGCUUCUGGACCCCGAGCAGAAUGCCAACUUCCUGGACCACUACCUGGAUGUUCCCGUGGAUCUUUCCAAGGUUCUCUUCAUAUGCACGGCCAACGUGACCGACACCAUCCCGGAACCGCUCCGAGACCGCAUGGAGAUGAUUAACGUGUCGGGAUACGUGGCGCAGGAAAAACUGGCUAUCGCCGAGCGUUACCUCGUCCCUCAGCUGCGCUCGCUGUGCGGUCUGAGUGAGGAAAAGGCGUCCAUCUCGCCGGAAGCGCUCGGUCUCCUGAUCCGACAGUACUGCAGAGAGUCCGGCGUCAGGAACCUGCAGAAACAGGUGGAAAAGGUUUUCCGCAAGGUGGCCUUCUCCAUCGUCAGCGGGCAGCAGGAAGUGGUCAGCGUCUCCCCGGACAACCUUCAGGACUACGUCGGCAAACCACUUUUUACUGUGGACCGGAUGUACGACGUCACGCCGCCGGGAGUGGUCAUGGGGCUGGCCUGGACCGCCAUGGGAGGCUCAACUCUGUUCAUCGAGACGUCGGUGCGUCGUCCCUCCGCCAAAGACGGCAAAGGAGAAGGUUCUCUGGAGCUCACAGGCCAGCUGGGCGACGUCAUGAAAGAAAGCGCCAAAAUCGCCUCGACCUUUGCCAGAGCCUUCCUACUGCAGCAAGAACCAGAAAACGACUUCCUGCUCAACUCUCACCUGCACCUUCAUGUUCCGGAGGGGGCCACCCCCAAGGACGGCCCGAGCGCAGGCUGCACCAUCGUCACGGCCCUGUUGUCCCUGGCGACCGCUCGGCCCGUGCGUCCGAACGUGGCCAUGACCGGAGAGGUGUCCCUGACGGGCAAGAUCCUUCCUGUGGGAGGCAUCAAGGAGAAAACCAUCGCAGCGCGACGCGCCGGGGUGACGUGCAUCAUCUUCCCGGCGGAGAACAGGAAGGACUUCUCGGACUUGCCGGACUACAUCACGGAGGGUUUGGAGGUUCACUUUGUGGACCACUACAGUCAAAUCUACCCGGUGGUCUUCCCUCAGUCCUAAGCGCUGCCUCUGGGCCGAGUGUUGUUGUUUUUUUCUCCACCGAGUCCAGUUUGGUGGGCGGCAUCGCGACUGACGUGCCGACAACGGACGAAUGGGAAGCUGCGAUGAACGCGGGAAGUGAUGUCACUGGUUUGCUGGCAGCCAGGCUGGUCGACUGUUGCUCCCUUGAUACUGGGCUGUGGACAAAGUCUCUGCUCAUUAGUCAGAUUUUUUAUUUUAUAUUGUUGUCAGUGUAUGUUUGAAUAAAUGCAAUACCAAAUGUAUGAUGGAAACAAAAUAUAAGAGUUCUAUUACUAGGCCUCCCCCUAUGCUUUUUUUU
Hippocampus zosterae (dwarf seahorse) is the source of this 3301-nucleotide messenger RNA. It is a transcript of the gene lonp1, whose product is annotated as lon peptidase 1, mitochondrial. Lineage: Eukaryota; Metazoa; Chordata; Actinopteri; Syngnathiformes; Syngnathidae. Gene Ontology annotation, molecular function: ATP binding; single-stranded DNA binding; ATP-dependent peptidase activity. Bases 7 to 2982 code for a protein of 991 amino acids. The record is from RefSeq and is a predicted model, not a curated record. Gene Ontology annotation, cellular component: mitochondrial matrix. Gene Ontology annotation, biological process: protein catabolic process; chaperone-mediated protein complex assembly; mitochondrion organization. The transcript has 21 exons.